AUGGAAGAGGUCGAAUUCGACGCUGACAUCGCUGGGAUAGGAGUCUUAAUAGCUUUCGUUGCAACAUCUCUAGCCGUAAUCAUUGUACUGGUCUUUGCCUUUUCUACUCUUUCAGUACCCUUACGACUUCUCAAUACAGGGGAUAUCGUCAUGGCUGCUCGUAUGAGGCGUCUGUACCGUCGACUACGAUCAUGGUUACCGAAACUCAAGCGUGCCAAGGAAGAGGAUAACAGGAACGAGCGAGUGGCUGCCUACAAAGCCUUUCUGCUCUCAACAAGUGAUCAACUUCUCGUUUCACAGGUCGCUAUUCUGAUCGCUGCAUUCAUCAUAUAUUCCGAAAUCACAAUUUACUCCGUUAACAUUGUUGUGGCACUAGGAUGUUUGGCAUCUACUGUCCACCUUGGCUGUUUUCCAUUCUACCUGGACCGUCUGGAAGACCACAGUGCCGCAAAGUUUUUCAGAGUACUUGCAAUGAUUGCAGGAUCCGGUAUGCUCAUAUUUAUGCUUAUUGUACAGUUAUCGUACAGUUGGGAUAUGGAAACGCAUGUCUACUUUACUUGCGCCAUGCAGGACUUUGACAUAGACGGGAAUACCUUUGCCAAUCGCUUCAUCGACCUAUUUGUUCCUCUUACUGUCCUCUAUGGCACAUACGAGAUUGUUAAGCUUCUAUAUACACAGCAACCGCGAGAUAUUGAGUCAACCAACAGGCACACUGAGGCCCAAAAAGGCAUAUCACCACCACCGAGAAUCAAUCAUGUAGCUCAUAUCAUGACUGGCAUUUUCAUUGAGAUGCACCCAAUAUGUCGGAUUCCAGAACGAUUGCAGCGGUGCAUAGACACAAAUUCGACAGAUCAACUCAGCACAAUCGAGAAAGAAGCUUUAUACAUAUACAUUAGAUUACAGCGCAACUCGACGGACAACUCCGAAAAUAUCUAUCGCCAACUGCAACUGGAACUCUUGGAUCAAAAUCCCAAGACGCCAACGCUCAGGGAUAUAUGGCAAAGGGUUGAUGAAAACCAGCGGAACACACUUGUAAACAACUGGCUUCAAAUGAAAGCUCUGGCUCUGCUCUCACCUGAAACCGGAAUCCAACCCCAUCUAAAGCUUCGCAGUGUACUAGCCGCCGAGCGAUGGGCAUUUCACCAGUGUCGUGGCUCCUUCGUAUGGAGAAUCUUCUGGCUUUGGUCUGGUAAUGUCUAUGGAACUGCGACCAUCUUCGCCUCUCGUGUUACCAGAAUAGUCAUGAUUGUGCUGUUGGCAAGCCUGACACUCCGAAGAGUUACUGACCUGAUCUUCAUGGCCAAAGUUACCAAAUCCAUGCCUGAAAUCCUUUACAGAUUGGGUAGUGAUAAUUUGAACGAGCCGUCGCAGGUCGGAGAUCAAGCUUCGCGUAUGGUAAUGGCUCAAGGAGCUGUUGAAACCAAUCAAGACGUACAGGAAGAGUAUAUAGAUUGA
Fusarium poae is the source of this 1455-nucleotide messenger RNA. RefSeq lists its product as uncharacterized. Bases 1 to 1455 code for a protein of 484 amino acids. NCBI's taxonomy places the organism in Eukaryota, Fungi, Ascomycota, Sordariomycetes, Hypocreales, Nectriaceae. The record is from RefSeq and is a predicted model, not a curated record. The transcript has 3 exons.